Molecule: messenger RNA, 1809 nt
Organism: Entrophospora sp. SA101
Lineage: Eukaryota; Fungi; Glomeromycota; Glomeromycetes; Entrophosporales; Entrophosporaceae
Source: the annotation of a GenBank genome assembly
AUGACUGACAAACUUACAAGGAUUGCGAUUGUAAAUUCGGACAAGUGUAAACCAAAAAAAUGUAGACAAGAGUGUAAAAAAUCUUGUCCAGUGGUUAGAAUGGGUAAACUUUGUAUUGAGGUGACACCUGAUAGCAAGAUUGCUUAUAUUUCAGAAGAAUUAUGUAUUGGUUGUGGUAUAUGCAUCAAAAAAUGUCCAUUUGGUGCUAUUAUGAUCAUUAACCUUCCAACUAAUCUAGAAAAAUUGGUAACUCAUCGUUACUCUGCCAACUCUUUUAAACUUCAUCGUUUGCCUAUUCCUAGACCAGGUCAAGUACUUGGAUUAGUUGGUACAAAUGGUAUUGGAAAAAGUACUGCUUUGAAAAUUUUGGCAGGAAAAUUGAAACCUAAUUUAGGAAGAUAUGAUGAUCCUCCGGAUUGGCAAGAAAUCCUAAAAUACUUUCGUGGAUCAGAAUUACAAAAUUAUUUCACAAAAAUAUUAGAAGAUAAUUUAAAGGCUAUUAUCAAACCACAAUAUGUUGAUCACAUUCCAAGAGCUGUUAAAGGUGUAGUUACUGAGUUAAUUGAUGCAAAGUUAGAACGUGAUAAUAAGGAAGAAAUGAUUGAUGCUUUGGAUUUGCGUGAAAUACUGAGACGUCAAGUUAAUGAAUUAUCUGGUGGAGAACUUCAACGCUUUGCUAUUGCUGUUGUGUGUAUUCAAAAUGCUGAUAUUUACAUGUUUGAUGAACCUUCAUCUUAUUUGGAUGUUAAACAACGUCUAAAAGCAGCCAGAACAAUAAGAUCUUUAUUAAAACCAGAAAGUUAUGUAAUCGUUGUUGAACAUGAUUUGUCAGUUUUAGAUUAUCUUUCUGAUUUUAUUUGUGUGCUUUAUGGAAUGCCAUCAAUAUAUGGUGUCGUUACUAUGCCUUUUACUGUUCGUGAAGGCAUUAAUAUUUUCUUGGAUGGUAAAGUGCCAACGGAAAAUUUAAGAUUCCGUGAUGAAUCUUUGACUUUUAAAUUAGCAGAAACCGCAGAAGAUGAAAAAGAAGUUGAUAAAUUUAGAAGAUAUCAAUAUCCAGACAUGAAGAAAACUUUAGGUGAUUUUGAUCUGACUGUUAAUGCUGGAGAGUUUACUGAUUCAGAAAUUAUUGUUAUGCUUGGUGAAAAUGGAACAGGAAAAACAACAUUUAUCCGUCUUCUAGCUGGUAUAACAAAACCUGAUGGUGAAGAACAUGUGCCAGAGUUAAAUGUUAGUUAUAAACCUCAAAAGAUUUCACCUAAAUAUCAAGGAACAGUCAGAGCACUUUUUCUUCAAAAGAUCAAACCAGCAUUUAUGCAUGCACAAUUUCAAACUGAUGUUGUCAAACCUAUGCAAAUUGAUCCUAUUAUAGAUCAAGAAGUUAUACAUUUGUCUGGUGGUGAACUUCAACGUGUUGCUAUUGUGCUUGCAUUAGGUCAACCUGCUGAUAUUUAUUUGAUUGAUGAACCUUCUGCUUAUUUAGAUUCAGAACAACGUAUUAUUGCUGCAAAAGUUAUCAAAAGGUUUAUCUUACACAAUAAAAAGACUGCAUUUGUUGUUGAGCAUGAUUUUAUAAUGGCUACAUAUUUAGCAGAUCGUGUUGUUGUAUAUGAAGGUCAACCUUCUGUUAAAGCGGUUGCUAAUACGCCGCAAUCUUUAUUAUCAGGAAUGAAUAAAUUCCUUUCAUCAUUGGAGAUUACAUUUAGACGUGAUCCAACUAAUUUUAGGCCUAGAAUUAAUAAAGUUGGAUCAUCAAAAGAUAAAGACCAAAAAUUGAAUGGCAAUUACUUCUUCCUUGAAACAGAAGCCUAA